UGCUGAGUUAAAGACACACAAACACAGACACAUCACAGCAAAAAAUAGCGAGGGAAGAGAGAGGCAGAUGAUCUGAGUUUCAGCUGCUUCUCUGAUUUUCAAAUAUUGAUCAUGAAUAUAUCGAGAAGAUCCGACUGAAUCUGUCGCUCGUGUGUAUAAAGGAGUCAAAGCGAAACCUUUUUUUUCCCGUGGCGCACGGAUUUCUCGCCCUAUUUAUCAGCCCGAUACACUUCAAAUCAUCAUUACAGGAUAUAUUUGAGAUAUUAUUAUUAUUAUUUACUGUGUAUUUGGGGAGAGAGAGGCUUUUAAACAUGGGAUGUUUGGGUAACAGCAAGACAGAAGAUCAGCGCAUCGACGAGAAGGCGCAACGAGAGGCGAAUAAAAAGAUCGAGAAACAGUUACAGAAAGAGAGACAGGCGUACAAAGCCACACACCGCCUUCUCCUAUUAGGCGCUGGGGAAUCCGGGAAGAGCACUAUAGUCAAACAGAUGCGGAUCCUGCACGUCAACGGCUUUAACGCAGAAGAAAAGAAGCAAAAAAUAUUGGAUAUUCGGAAAAAUGUGAAGGACGCAAUUGUGACGAUAGUAUCUGCUAUGAGCACCUUAACGCCCCCUGUGUCAAUCGCCAACCCGUCCAAUCAGCCUAGAGCUGAGUACAUCAAAAGUAUAGCUCCACUCUCAGAUUUUGACUACACAGAGGAGUUUUUUGAGCAUGCAAAGAAUCUGUGGGAUGAUGAGGGGGUGAAGGCCUGUUUCGAGCGCUCAAACGAGUAUCAGCUCAUUGACUGUGCACAGUACUUCCUAGACAGAAUUGAGUCUGUUCGACAGGGUGACUAUACACCAACAGACCAGGAUUUGCUGAGGUGCCGUGUUUUGACUUCAGGGAUUUUUGAAACUCGAUUUCAAGUAGACAAAGUCAACUUUCAUAUGUUUGAUGUGGGUGGUCAGAGAGAUGAAAGAAGGAAAUGGAUUCAGUGCUUUAAUGAUGUGACCGCCAUCAUCUUUGUGGCAGCCAGUAGCAGUUAUAACAUGGUCAUAAGGGAAGACAACAGCACUAACCGGCUGCGCGAGUCUCUUGAUCUGUUCCGCAGCAUCUGGACUAACAGGUUUUUAAGGACCAUCUCCGUGAUCUUAUUUCUGAACAAACAGGACAUGCUGGCAGAAAAGAUCCUGGCAGGAAAAUCCAAACUUGAAGAUUAUUUCCCAGAGUAUGCUCGCUACACUCUUCCUUCUGAAGCGACCCCUGAUCCCGGAGAAGACCCAAAAGUAUCCAGGGCAAAGUUUUUUAUCCGAGAUGAAUUUUUGAAAAUCAGCACAGCAAGCGGCACAGACAAACACUACUGCUAUCCCCACUUCACCUGUGCCGUGGACACAGAAAACAUCCGUCGUGUAUUCAAUGACUGUCGUGACAUUAUUCAGAGGAUGCACCUUCGCCAAUAUGAACUCUUGUGAUUGGCUGCCUGGAUCGGUCGCUUUUCCAAUCAACAAUUAUCCAGUCCCACAUCACAUGGGUGGGGUCUUUAAGAACUACUGAAGAGUGACAAUGUUAUGUUUUUUUUUUUCUUCUUUUUCUGCUUUUCACUUGUUUGCUUUUCCUUUUUAAUUUAUUUAUAGUCAUAUAUAUAUAUAUAUAUACAUAUAUAUAUAUAUAUAUAUAUUUCUGAAGUGAGAGGGGAAAUUAUAUGAAGGUGUGUAUAAGAUGAAAUUAUUUCUAUUUUACGUUUGUACCACUCCCAGGUAAUUUCUUUCUUUAUAUAUUUUUUGAUGGUUGUUUUAUUUCAGCAUUGUCUGGCUUUAGAUGAGGUUAGAUUAGAUGUGGUGACAGUGGACAUAAUGGAAACCUGUGGUAACCUGUGACCUGUGUCAGGAUGGUCUGACCUUUGACCUUUCCCCUGUAUCUAAUGAAGGGGACAUUGGAGUACUUGACAUAGGAGUGAAGGGGUACAUGAAGGGUUUAAUGAAGCACUUUGCAUAAGUUGUUUCCUAACUGAAAGCCAGGAUGCAAAAUUCACAAUGUAGCACCUCUGUAUUUAUCCAUUUUAUUUUAUUUUAUUUUAUUUAUUUUUUUCACUGUUUUAGUUCAGUUUAUAUUACCUUUUUGUUUUGUUUUUUCUGCAAAGCAUGCAGAAAGGACUUCAGGGCUAGAUAGGAGUUUGUAACCAACUACAGAGCACAGAGCAGAAGGUGGGGCUUGUGGGAUGUGUCAUACUCUGCAUUUUUUCCUCAGUGUGCGCCAGCGGCAAUCCAUCUUGGGAGAACCGUCACCUCCAAUCGAUGCCUCCUUUAGUAUGGGCAGCCCUUAUUUGGGAGGUAGUUCUAAAUAUUGAUACAAAGAACACAAUAUAUUUUUAAGGGUUUUGUUUUGUUAUUCUAAAGAAUGUGCAAGGUCGAGUGAUCUUGUACAGGACUGCAAAAUGUUAUUUUGUAUAACUUUAACAAGAAAGACAAAACUUUGACUUGUAGAAGCUAUUUGUGCCUUUGAAUAUGGCUGUACCUCUAAAUGAAGAUAAAUUAUGUGUGAUUGGACAGCGGCGUACAGCUUGAUGUCAAAUCUUACAUGCAGCACAGCUGACGGGAAAUCGCUCUGUAGACUGAUUUUUUUUUCUGGUUUAUAAAGCUAUUUAAAAUGUCUUUUACUGUAAAAUGAAGAAAAAUUUGGCAAAAAAUCUUGGUAUACAAUAUGCAAAAUUAACCACUUUGUUUAGAAACUGCAAAUACAGUAUGUCUUGCAGUUCUUCGAAUUUCUGUUUUUGUCGGGUGGACUCAGCUUGAAAAACUUUGGAAAUAUAUAAAAAAUUUUGACCUUCUGUGGUUUCAGGUAGGGUGCAUUUUUAGAAGUGGCAUAUAUGCAGACUGUACGCGGGGUCAUGCUGGUGAAAGUGUAGAUAUGUGUGAUCGUAUGCGUGUGUGCAUACAUUUGCAGAUAUGCCACGUUGUACUGUACAUGUGCAUUCUAUGUGUACAUAUACAUUUAUAAAAACAUGAAAAACAUAUUCUAUAAAUAUAUAUGUACAAUUAUUCAUAAUAUGUGUGCCUAAAUGUAUACAUAUUUAUGAAUGUUUAGUGAGGUUAUAUGCAUAGCUAUGCAUAUACAAAUGCAUAAUAUUGAAGGAAUGAGCAAGUAAGACUAGUGAGAUAUAUAUAUAAAUCACUAGUCUGGCCAUCCUGAGCAUGUACUGACUGCGCUGGCAUUGUGAAUGUGAGCACUAAUAGUGUAAGUCUCACAGCUCAAGUGUGUCCAUAUGUCUCUCUCACUCACCAGUGGGGCAGUUAUCAUAAAUCAAAGGAAUAGUGCAAUGCAAUUUUUCUUUUUUUUUUUUUUUUUUUUAAGUGUUUGUACAGAACUGUACAGAAAUAACUUCAUGAAAAGUUAUGAAGAUAAACUGCAUGCAGAUUCUAACAGCUUGAGUUUGAGUAAAUCAAAUUUUCAGGAGAAAUAAUCCUUUAAUACAUGAGUGGCUGAUUUAAAUGUAGUACAUACACACUUAAGGCCAUGAACAAUGGCACAUAAACUGUUAAUUUGGAUCCCUGACUCUACUUCUCAACUGGUGAAGUGCAGGGACAGUGUGUGAUGUGACUUAGGCUGUGAGUGGCUGUAACACUGGUAGAUAGGCUUUAUUCUCCUUACUAUCCUCUGCAGCUUUUACAUGGUCAGUCUUACUUCAGAAACUAAAAAUACAAGUGACAAUGAAGAAAAAUUAUUUAAAAAAUCAUUUGUUCUUGUUUCUUUUUCAUUUUGUAAUGUUUAUUUUAAUAAUCAGGCACAUUAGAAGACCUUGGUCUAUGUUUAGAAUGGCAAUGUGGAAGGAAAUGUAAUUUUGCAAAUAAAAUACCUCUA
Messenger RNA from Cyprinus carpio (common carp), 3837 nucleotides. It is a transcript of the gene gnal, whose product is annotated as G protein subunit alpha L. NCBI's taxonomy places the organism in Eukaryota, Metazoa, Chordata, Actinopteri, Cypriniformes, Cyprinidae. Gene Ontology annotation, cellular component: heterotrimeric G-protein complex. Gene Ontology annotation, biological process: adenylate cyclase-modulating G protein-coupled receptor signaling pathway. Gene Ontology annotation, molecular function: GTP binding; GTPase activity; G protein-coupled receptor binding. The record is from RefSeq and is a predicted model, not a curated record.